CUGUUCGAGUGUCGGAGUUCAUUGUCAGUCUUUAUUCGAUCGUGUUCAGUUAACUAUCAAGGAAAUCGCGCACCAGCAAUGGCCCGUACCAAGCAGACCGCUCGUAAGUCCACCGGAGGAAAGGCUCCCCGUAAACAGCUGGCCACCAAAGCCGCUCGUAAGAGCGCUCCAGCCACCGGAGGAGUAAAGAAGCCCCAUCGCUACCGGCCGGGAACUGUCGCCCUGCGUGAGAUCCGUCGUUACCAGAAGUCGACCGAACUCUUGAUCCGCAAGCUACCAUUCCAACGCCUGGUCCGAGAGAUCGCCCAGGAUUUCAAGACCGAUCUACGCUUCCAGAGCUCGGCCGUCAUGGCUCUGCAGGAAGCCAGUGAAGCAUAUCUAGUUGGCCUGUUCGAAGAUACUAAUCUGUGUGCCAUCCAUGCUAAGCGCGUAACGAUCAUGCCAAAAGACAUUCAACUGGCCCGUCGCAUUCGCGGAGAACGUGCUUAAAUUUUGAGAUUAAGGUACAGAUCUGACAUUUGAAAAAAACGGCCCUUUUCAGG
This is a messenger RNA of Aedes aegypti (yellow fever mosquito), 542 nucleotides long. Its product is annotated as histone H3. The record is from RefSeq and is a predicted model, not a curated record. Gene Ontology annotation, cellular component: nucleosome. Gene Ontology annotation, molecular function: protein heterodimerization activity; DNA binding; structural constituent of chromatin. The transcript has a single exon. The coding region runs from base 79 to 489 and encodes 136 amino acids. NCBI's taxonomy places the organism in Eukaryota, Metazoa, Arthropoda, Insecta, Diptera, Culicidae.